This is a messenger RNA of Fusarium verticillioides 7600, 2843 nucleotides long. RefSeq lists its product as hypothetical. Bases 177 to 926 code for a protein of 249 amino acids. NCBI's taxonomy places the organism in Eukaryota, Fungi, Ascomycota, Sordariomycetes, Hypocreales, Nectriaceae. The transcript is spliced from 4 exons. The record is from RefSeq and is a predicted model, not a curated record.
GCACAGAGUUCAAGCCACCUGCCAUACACGGCUAAGAUCUGCAUCUUCAUUCGGUUACUCAUCGUGGAAGGGAAUCAAUUCUCGUGAACGACGAACGUGAGGGGCAAGUAUAUGUAUCACGUCGCUUCAGUCACCUCUCAGUGUCGAGGCAGGUCUCAAAGCAGUAAAAGUUGAUCAUGGGUCGUUUAGAUGGUAAAGUCGCUAUCGUUACAGGCGCCGCGUCUGGCUUUGGCCAAGGUAUCGCCGAGCAUUUCGCUGAAGAGGGCGCCAAAGUCCUCAUCUGUGACAUCAACGAAGAAGCAGGCCAAAAAGUAGCUGCGACGUCUGGCUCGUUCGAGUUUCAGACCAUGAACGUCACCAAAGCAGCGGAUUGGCAGAGCGCUGUCGAGAAAGCCGUUCAGCUUUGGGGUCAUCUUGACAUUCUGGUUAACAACGCUGGUACCAGCUACGAGAACAAGAGCACCAAUCUCGUCACUGAGGAAGAAUUCGACAAGGUAAUGAGCGUCAACGUCAAGAGCGUCUUCCUCGGCAGCAACGCCUUCACAGCUCAGGUCAAAAAGCAAGGCACAAAAGGCUCCAUGAUCAACAUCGCCUCCGUAGGCGCCCAUCGACCUCGCCCUGGGCUAGUAUGGUACAACGCAUCCAAGGGAGCAAUCACAAACGCGACCAUGGGUCUUGCAGCGGAAUAUGGCCCAGAUGGAAUACGCGUUAAUUCUAUUUGUCCAUUGGCGACUAUGACGGGUCUACUUCCUACGUUUAUUGGCAAGGAGAUCACGCCGGAGGUUCAGAAGGCGCUGGGGAAUGUUCCGCUUGGGAGGAUGGGGGAGAUUAGGGAUGUUACCAAGGCAGCGGUGUUUUUGGCGAGUGAGGAGGCUUCGUUUAUUACGGGCGUUAACCUUGAUGUUGAUGGGGGGAGGGCAAUCUAGUCAUUCUACUUGUCAUUUGAGAAAACAAUGCAGUGAAGCACAAUGAGCGUUGGCCAGCACGUCCCGCGCUGAAUGAGACAAGAGACAAGAGAGUGAAGAGACACUUAAAACCCUGGGAGCCCCCUAUGCACAUUGUCGAUCAAUUUGCCAGGGUCUGAUUCCUUUGGCUGUUGGUGACCAUGUGAAUGCUCGGCAUUAGUGCUGUAACCCUAGCGCUCGUCACAUUUGCCGCGUGUAGCUCCGAAAAUUGGGCGGGGACCAGCUGCUGAUGAACUGAUUGACGUGCCUGUGAAAGCGGCGAGAUUAAGCACCGACAUUCUAGGUUAGACGAUACGGCGCUGGGAAUUCCAAGGGAGAGGAAAGGGUUGCGGAAUCGUGUCUCGGCAUGAGAGCCUCAUCUAAGUUUGACGUUAUCCCUGACUCUUCUGAGCUUUGAUCACGUUUCGAACUAUGCAUGUGCUCAAUUGCGGUCAUGAGAACGCUUUGCAUAAUUCGUAGAGCAUGUGCUGAACGACCUACUGGCCCUUCAUUGCUAUAUAAAUGGUGUCCAUUUCUCACAAUCUCUCAGAUCUCUAUAGCAUGUGACAGACAUCCGCCAGCCUACUGCUUAGUCGCGAUGUACUGGCUACUAUUACUAGACGGAAUCUCAGUCGCAGCGUUACCGGGAGCCUUGUUGUCACCAUGAAUCUCGCCCAUCAACUGCCUAUCAAUCGCCGCGCGCUCUUCAUCUGUCGCAUCCGUGAUAUGCACAGCGACUUCAUCACCAAACUGCUUACCAAUCUCUUCCAGAGAUAGUCUAGCAGUCUCAGGCCAGAAGAAGUAAAUGGCGGGGAUGAAGAGAACACUCCAACAGAUGACGAGGAGGAAGUAUUUCCAGCCGACAGCAUUGAAGCCUAUGGGCGCUGUCUGCAGAAGGAUGAUGGUAGCUGGACGUGUCAGUGUGUUGCCUGUGGAUCAAGAUGAGGGUACAUACCAGCGAAUUGUCCAAACAGGGACCAUCCAAUACCAAUUGAUCGAAUCUCAGUUGGGAAGAUUUCUGAAACGUAGAGAUACAUGGUUGUGUUACAGAAGGUGCCUUGGAAGGCGAGAUACAGAAACAUAAACAGCACACCCAUGGCAUUACCUGCUUUGUUGUCUGUACCAGCGUACAGCGAUAUCAUGGCGCAGUAGAUGGAAGUGGUGAUGACGAUACCAAUGAAGCCAGUCAUGUACAUCUUGCGACGAGAGUUGACCUUGUCAUGUAGCCAAGCACCGCCAGGGUUGUAAAUCAGUCCAGCUGUAGUCAACCAGAGAGCCGACAGUAGAAGUGGCAUGUAUCCGGUCUGACCUAGACUGGUAUACAGGAUGACUGCGUAGUUGUUCUGGAUCAUGUUAGUCGCGAUACUAACAGACGAGGUUAGCACUUACGAUAAUGAGAGGACCUCCAAACUCUGCUCCCCAUUGCGUCAUGAAUCCAAUGAGCAUACGCUUGCGGUAGCUCUUCUUCUGGACCACAGCCCUCCAUGGAUUUCCCCCAUAAGCCUCAAGCUUCUUGGCAUCGAGUUCAAGCUGCUUCUCAAUCUGGUAGUACUCCUCUUUCGCAACCAGAUCUUCAGGGUCAUUGACCGACCUGCGAAGGCGAACGAGAACAGACCAUGCUUCUUCACGAUGACCCUUUGACAUGAGCCAUCUUGGUGAACGAGGGAUCCAAGGUGAACCAAGAAGCAAGACGAGUGGAGGGAAAACUUGGAAGGCUAAUGGGAAGCGCCAGCCAAACUCGAGAUUCUUCGAGAAAUAGACUGCGAAGCCAAUCCAAGAGGACAACAUGUAGCCAAAUACGAGAAAGAUGGCGUGAUGCCCGACGAGCCAGCCGCGUGCGAGGGGACUGGACAUCUCGGAGAGAUACAUCGGUGUCACGGUAGCCAUCAGACCAACACA